AUGUGGCACGGUCCAAAUCACCGAAUCUGCACAUGUGUCCAGCUAGGAUGCGACAAACAAUUUUUUAAAAAGAAUGGCCAGAUCACUCCAGGCCGCCUUUUCCACCGAACCAACUACCCUAAUCAUCUGGAAGCGGCGAACCGUGCAGGCGUACCUGUGCCUCACACCACCUCCAACAACAUUUUACAAGCUACUCUGCCGCAUCCAUCUGGACAACUGACAUCCACCUCUCAGAGCCCCCCCCAUCCACCGCAACCCCGAGUGCAACCUGCCAAACGACCACGAGAUGACUACGAAUCUGAACUUGUGCAUGCCGAUAUGGAUCCUGACACUUCACGUCCCCCAAAAAACCCCCGAGUCUCCCCGCCUUUAAGUGAUAUCAUUCCAUCCUCAAGCACGGCCAUCAUUCAGCCAUCAAUAUCGUCAUUCAACACUACCAUCACCACUGCUGGUAGUGCACGACCCUUGUUAAUAUUUCCCACGGAACCUUUCUACAUUCCUCGAAGGAUGCUUCAACACACGUCAUGCAUCCAAUCAAUGUAUCACGUUAUUCACGAUUACAUUAAUCACAACCGAAGCAAUAAAUCCUGCCGAACCAUGCUCGAAAUGGAACGCUUCAAACUGAAGACAACAUUCACUGCUUCAAAUCCAAUGGAAUUAGAUGUCUUAACCGAGAUCCCUUCAACAAUCGAGAAAGCUUUGCGGUGCUUUCACUUGGAGGUACAUGUACAUGAACUAUUAUGCUGCCGGAUCGGAGAAGUAGGCAAGUCUUUACAAGGUGAAGAUGAUGCCCGUCUCCAGAAAGGCGAUUAUUCACAUAUUUAUGAACCUCCUCUUGUGGACGAAGAAAAUCUUGGAUCUACCACCAGCUCUAAACAUAUUGUUGGAAAGACGAUGAUUCAAAGGCACACUUUAAAGACGUUGUUCAACAACCUGUGUGACAACACCCCUCCUGAAUACGCCCAAAAGAUUGGUUUUGAUGCCCUCACAAGGACCAGCGGCGCUAAAUGGCAACCAACCACCCUGUCGACAGAGAUAAUUGGCGCUAUCCAGCCCCUUCUGAACAACCUAGGAUUGUCAGCACUUCCAAAAUUUGAGAAAACAUCUAUCUGGCGAAAUGCUGGAAAAACCUUUAGUACACUUCAAUGGCACGUAGGAAACAGUCGCGUUGAAUUUCAAGAUCGAGCUGGAACCUCAUUUGGCGAAAUCAUCCACAUCAUUCGCAUUAAAACUUAUCAUAACCCAAUCUUUGUAGUUCGACCGUUCACCGCCCUCACCCCAGGGGAUGAAUUAAAAAGCCCAUACUCUUCAUAUCCAUACUUGAAAGCUAGAGUGAUGUACCGUCAGACUCAACCUUUGCGCGGUUUAGCGCAUAGUGAUCUGUUUGGGCACGCUGCAUUGGUUGAGAACUCUGCCGGAGUUCUGGAAAUUACACAGCCCACAAUCUUUGUGCUCAGCCUACGAAGCUUAGGCAUCAUCGACAUGGCCUCAACAUUUUCAGACAGGGCUUCACCAGACAACCCAAGCUCUGAUGACAUGGAUACGUCCUGA
Messenger RNA from Melampsora larici-populina 98AG31, 1551 nucleotides. RefSeq lists its product as uncharacterized. Bases 1 to 1551 code for a protein of 516 amino acids. The record is from RefSeq and is a predicted model, not a curated record. NCBI's taxonomy places the organism in Eukaryota, Fungi, Basidiomycota, Pucciniomycetes, Pucciniales, Melampsoraceae. The transcript is spliced from 4 exons.